Molecule: messenger RNA, 2120 nt
Organism: Urocitellus parryii (Arctic ground squirrel)
Lineage: Eukaryota; Metazoa; Chordata; Mammalia; Rodentia; Sciuridae
Gene: Lhx9
Product: LIM homeobox 9
Biological process (GO): neuron differentiation; regulation of transcription by RNA polymerase II
Cellular component (GO): nucleus
Molecular function (GO): RNA polymerase II transcription regulatory region sequence-specific DNA binding; DNA-binding transcription factor activity, RNA polymerase II-specific
Source: RefSeq, a predicted model, not a curated record
AUGGAAAUAGUGGGGUGCCGAGCAGAAGACAAUUCGUGUCCUUUCCGCCCCCCAGCCAUGCUCUUCCACGGGAUCUCCGGAGGCCACAUCCAAGGCAUUAUGGAGGAGAUGGAGCGCAGAUCCAAGACCGAGGCCCGUCUGGCGAAAGGCACUCAGCUCAACGGCCGCGACGCGGGCAUGCCCCCUCUCAGCCCCGAGAAGCCGGCUUUGUGUGCUGGCUGCGGGGGCAAGAUCUCGGACAGGUACUACCUACUGGCCGUGGACAAACAGUGGCACCUGAGAUGCCUGAAGUGCUGUGAAUGUAAGCUAGCUCUGGAAUCUGAGCUCACCUGCUUCGCCAAGGACGGUAGCAUUUACUGCAAGGAGGAUUACUACAGAAGGUUCUCUGUGCAGAGAUGUGCCCGCUGCCACCUUGGCAUUUCUGCCUCUGAGAUGGUCAUGCGUGCCCGAGACUCUGUCUACCACCUGAGCUGCUUCACCUGUUCUACCUGCAACAAGACUCUGACCACAGGCGACCAUUUCGGCAUGAAGGACAGCCUGGUGUACUGCCGCGCCCACUUCGAGACCCUCUUGCAAGGGGAGUAUCCUCCACAGAUGAGCUACACGGAGCUGGCGGCCAAGAGUGGCGGCUUGGCCCUGCCUUACUUCAAUGGCACCGGCACGGUGCAGAAGGGGCGGCCUCGGAAGAGGAAGAGCCCAGCGCUGGGAGUAGACAUCGUCAAUUACAACUCAGGUUGUAAUGAGAAUGAGGCAGACCAUUUGGACCGGGACCAGCAGCCUUAUCCACCCUCUCAGAAGACCAAGCGCAUGCGAACUUCCUUCAAGCACCACCAGCUCCGGACCAUGAAAUCCUACUUUGCCAUCAACCAUAAUCCGGAUGCCAAGGACCUCAAGCAGCUUGCUCAGAAAACAGGCCUGACCAAAAGAGUUUUGCAGGUUUGGUUCCAAAACGCACGAGCCAAAUUCAGAAGGAACCUUUUGCGGCAGGAGAAUGGGGGUGUUGAUAAAGCUGAUGGCACGUCGCUUCCGGCCCCGCCCUCAGCAGACAGCGGCGCUCUCACUCCACCCGGCACUGCGACCACUUUAACAGACCUGACCAAUCCCACUAUCACUGUAGUGACAUCUGUGACCUCUAACAUGGACAGCCACGAAUCCGGAAGCCCCUCACAAACUACCUUAACGAACCUUUUCUAACAUUGGUUUUUUUUUUUUUUCCUUUUAAAAUUCUUCCUCUUCUUCUUCUUCUUCUUCUUCUAAUUAUUAUUAUUUUAUUAUUUACAAGCCCUUUUUUUUUUCUUCCUUCUAACCCACAAAAUAUUUGGGGAAUAAAAAUAACAGCUUGGUGUGUAGCAUCUGCAGCCACUUGGCAAAUGAGUUUACAGUAUUGUCUCUUUUAAGUGAACAUAUUUUGUCUACAAAGUGUAUUUGGAAUUUUUUUUUUCCUUUAAACAAUUAGGUCUUUCAAUUGGUAAGGGGAGCUUUUGAAUCAUUCUAAUAAGUGCCUCUUAAAAUUGUAUGUUACUUAUUUCCAGAAUCUCGAAGAAAAAAGUUAAGAGUGAUAUUAUGUGGGUACAUAAUCAUAUUCCUGCUUAAGUGAUUAGGUUGAUAAUGAACCAGGUAAUUAAUUAGCUAUUUUUUAAAUCUUGCAAUUGUAUAUGUGAUUAUGAAAUUUUGAAAACUUGACAUUUUUAAAAUUUUAUAACUGAAAGAAUGUAUUGAGUAUUGCUAUUUCUUACUUGAACUCUUGAUUCAAAUAAGGAAUAUGAUUAAGCAAAAGCAUUAAUAAGAACAAUUUUAAAUAGCAUUGAUUAGUUAGGUGGGAAAUUACUCCACAAAUGUGACUUUUCCUUCUUGUAGGGAUGUACAACCUAAAAACCUUCUUACUUAAUUCUUUGUUUCUUCAGUAUUUAAAAAAUACUUAAACUCCCUGUAAAACUCCUAUGAAAAUUCCACAUAGAAUUUGAAAUUCUAUACUUUUGAUCUCCAAAAGCUAAAAGAAAAAUCAACUGACAACAGCAAACACAACUCUGAAAAUAUUCUUUCUACCUUACCUUUUUUCCUAGGGAAAAUGGAAAUAAGCAAAAUAUGAUUUUUUAAGAAGUCAAAAAGUUGGUAUGAUU